Messenger RNA from Girardinichthys multiradiatus, 2583 nucleotides. It is a transcript of the gene serinc3, whose product is annotated as serine incorporator 1. Gene Ontology annotation, cellular component: membrane. Bases 129 to 1559 code for a protein of 476 amino acids. Lineage: Eukaryota; Metazoa; Chordata; Actinopteri; Cyprinodontiformes; Goodeidae. The record is from RefSeq and is a predicted model, not a curated record. The transcript is spliced from 10 exons.
UGAAGUAGUUGCAUUCUGUUUGGCCACCUGUCAUCAGAGCUCAAAGAAAACCUUCCUGGAAGGAGAGUGAAAAUGUAAUUAUAAUAAGAAACCCUAUUGACAGGACGUUGUAAAAGAGCAGGCCAGCAAUGGGAGCUGUUCAGGGGAUCUUUAUCUUCACAAGCUGUAUGUGCAGCAAUGCUACAUGUCCAGUUUGCAGCUGCUGUCCAAACAGCAGAAACUCCACAGUGACCAGGAUUGUCUACGCCUCCAUUCUGUUGUUGGGUACCAUUGUUGCCUGCAUAAUGCUGUCACCAGGAGUGGAGCAGCAACUCAGAAGGGUUCCGGGUUUCUGUGAUCAUAGGGAAAGCUUCGUUAUUCCAAGCCAUCAGGCUUAUUUGAAGUGUGAAAUGUUCGUGGGAUAUAAGGCAGUGUACCGCUUCUGCUUUGGCUUGAGUAUGUGGUUCCUAAGCUUUUCCAUUUUUACAGUUAACAUCAAGACCAGCAGAGACCCUCGUGCUUCCAUACACAAUGGAUUUUGGUUCUAUAAGUUUGUUGCCUUGGUGGCAAGUACAGUUGGUGCCUUGUAUAUUCCAGAUGGGCAUUUCACCUACACAUGGUUCAUCAUAGGCUCUGGUGGAGCUUUCUUUUUCAUUCUGAUCCAACUGGUACUGCUGGUAGACUUUGUUCACUCAUGGAAUGAGUCCUGGAUUGAAAAUAUGGAUAAAGGCAAUUCCAGAGGCUGGUAUACAGCUUUGCUGGCUGUCAUGACCCUUAACUACAUAACUGCAUUUAUUGCUGUUGUACUGUGCUUCAUCUUCUACACCAAACCUGAUGGUUGUAUCAUCAACAAAUUCUUCAUCAGCUUUAAUGUGGUGUUGUGCACCGUGGCCUCUGUUGUUUCUGUGCUGCGCAAAGUACAGGAAUUUCAGCCAAAUUCAGGACUACUUCAGUCUUCUUUCAUCACCCUGUACACAGUGUUCUUGACCUGGUCUGCUAUGACAAAUGAGCCUGAUCGAGAAUGCAAUCCCAAUCUGCUCAGCAUCUUCCAGCAGAUUACUGCCCCAACACUUUGGCCUCUUCAAACAGAAAACCAGUCAGCUGUGGUGAUCAUUGGAGCUGAAGAACCUGUUCAGACAUCCCCCUACUUACAGUGGUGGGAUGCUCAGAGCAUUGUGGGGCUGAUUAUAUUUGUCCUGUGCAUCCUUUACUCAAGCAUUCGCUCAUCGAACACAAACCAGGUAAACAAGUUGACCAUGGCCUCCAAACAGUCAGCUAUCCUUGUUCAGGGGUGCAGCAGCAGUGAUAUGUUGGAGGAGUCACAGGGACCCAGGUGGGUGAAGGACAAUGAACAAGACAUGGUCCAAUACAGCUACUCAUUCUUCCACUUCAUGCUUUUCUUGGCUUCCCUCUACAUCAUGAUGACGCUUACCAACUGGUACAGCCCAGAUACAGACUACACCAUAACAAGCAAGUGGCCUACAGUGUGGGUAAAGGUCUCCUCAAGCUGGUUGUGUUUGGCCCUUUACAUCUGGACCCUUGUGGCCCCCAUGAUCUUUACCAACCGAGAUUUUAGCUGAUCUGUUUCCCCCAGCAGACUUUCUCCUUUUCCCCAUAUGUCUGCCAGAAGGGAUAACUUGAUGGACAGAAUCAUUUCUUGUAGAGAUGGAACUGGGAUGGCUGAUCUGUCGGAUAGAUCAAGAUUUUUGUGUCUAUAAAUGGUGAUUGGGUAAGUCUGCCAAAGACAUAAAUAAUGUGUAGACAAGUAAUCCACGGAAACAUCUGUCAUUGAACAUACAGCUUGGAGUGCAUUUGAUGUAUCAUUUAAAGGUCUUAUCUCAACACUAUGCACCUUAUUUUUAUGUCUUUUUGCCCAUACAAUAAGACUGCGUAAGUGCACUUGUUAAAAAAAUGCAUUGUUAUUGGAUUCGUAAAUAGCUUAACAUUUACUUAAGAUGACUGAAACAUAAACACGAGAGCUGAUGGAUGUGAAUGGCUUCUACUGCAGGUAGAAAAAGCAACAGUGCACACCUAAACCCAACUUCUUCACAUCUCAUUCAUACACAAAUUCUUGCCAUACAUAUAUCUCCAGACCCCUGCCUGCACAUAUGAUCUCAGAGGAAGAUGUCAGUGGGCUCUUUCAGCUCCUUUAAUACUAUCAACCCAGACAUCUACCACCAGUAGCUCAUACAGCUCAGAGUACUGUCCUCCACCUGUCAGUGAUCCUGAAAGACCAGCAGCAGCAGGUGAGGUUGGGGCGUAGCUUCUCCCGCACACGAACCAUCAGCACUGGCACCCCCCAGGGAUGUGUUCUCUCCCAACUCCUCUUCUCCCCCUACACAAAUGACUGCGCCUCAGCGGACAAGUCUGUGAAACUCCUGAAGUUUGCAGAUGACAUCACUGUCAUUGGACUGAUCCAGGACGGUGAUGAGUCUGCAUACAGACAGCAGGUGGACCAGCUGGUACACUGGUGUGGUCAGAACCACCUGGAACUUAAGCCACUCAAGACGGUGGUGAUGAUGGUGGACCUUCGGAGAAUACUGCCCCCACACACCCUCCUCACCAUCCUCAACAACACUAUAUCUCCUGUGGACCACUUCCAGU